This is a messenger RNA of Schistocerca gregaria, 3470 nucleotides long. RefSeq names its product nephrin-like. Gene Ontology annotation, molecular function: protein binding. The record is from RefSeq and is a predicted model, not a curated record. The coding region runs from base 117 to 2678 and encodes 853 amino acids. The transcript has 16 exons. Lineage: Eukaryota; Metazoa; Arthropoda; Insecta; Orthoptera; Acrididae.
GCGGGCCGGAGCGCGCUUCGGAGCGACGGCAGUUGCGCGCGCGCCUCCCGCGGCUGCGGUUGACAGUGUCCGCUCCUGGCGAGGCCCGGCACGGCGCUAGCAGGUCGCCGCCCGUGAUGGGAGCCGCCGUCGCGUACUGCCCGUGGCUGCUCUGCUACCUGCUGCUCAUCGUCUUCUGUGGGGGCGUGACUGUGCCCCAGCUGUACCAGGGAGAGCUCGUGUCGGUGUCGGAGGUGACGGUGCUGCAGGAGGCGGUGGCGCACCUGCCGUGCGUGCUGCAGCCGGAGCACGGCGACGUCGUGGAGCUCGUGCUGUGGUUCAAGGACGGUGCCGACUCCCCCAUCUACAGCAUGGACGCGCGCAGUCCGGAGCCGGCGCAGCACUGGGCCGACGACAAGGUGCUGGGCGCGCGCGCCUACUUCCGCAGCGCCGGCAACGCCUCCCACCUGACGCUGCAGCGCGUCCGCGAGGACGACGCCGGCUCCUACCGCUGCCGCGUCGACUUCCGCCGCUCGCCCACCCGCAACUCCAUCAUCAACCUCGCCGUCAUCGUGCCGCCGAGCAACGUGACCAUCGUGGAAGAGCGCGGCACGCCAGCGCGUGACGUCAUCGGCCCUUACCCGGAGGGGGCCACUCCCGAGGUCACGUGCGUCGUCUACGGCGGUCGACCGCGGCCGCGCGUGUCGUGGUGGCUGGGUGGCCAGUCCCUGCAGUCGCGCCAGCAGCAGGCGUCCGGCCGGCGCGUCUCCAGCGUGGUGCGGCUGCCGCCCCUGGGCAGGCACCACCUGCUGCAGCAGCUGCUCUGCCGCGCCUCCAACCACCAGCAGCCGCUCACCGCCGCCGUCACCAUCGACAUGCUGCUGGCUCCAGUGACAACGCGACUGCUGGGCAAGAACCGGCCUCUGAGCGCCGGCCAGACGUACGAGGUGGCCUGCGAGAGCCUGGGCUCCCGCCCGCCGGCCCGCAUCUCCUGGUCCAGCGACGGCGAGCCGCUGUCGGGAGACCGCCAGACGGUGAGCGCUGACGGCAACGCGACGACGAGCGUGCUGCCGCUGCGGCCGCGGGCGCGCGACGCCGGCCGCCACCUGUGCUGCUCCGGCGACAACCCGCGGCUGCCGGCCGGCGCGCGCCGCGACUGCUGGAAGCUCGCCGUCCGCUACAGCCCCGUCGUGUCUCUGGAGCUGGGCAGCGGCCUCAACGCCAGCGCCAUCCGCGAGGGCGACGACGUCUACCUCGAGUGCCGUGUGCGGGCCGACCCCUGGGUCACCGACGUCGUCUGGACGCACGACGGCAAGCAGGUGCAGACGAACGCCAGCGCGGGCACGCUGCUGAGCAACCUGACGCUGGUGCUACAGGCGGUGCGCCGGCACAGCGCCGGCCGCUACUCGUGCCGCGUCGCCAACGACGAGGGCCGCGCAGACAGCAGCCCGCUCACUCUGGACGUCAAGUACGCUCCCGAGUGCGCGGCGGGCCAGCAGACGAUGUGGGGGGCGGCGCGGCGCGAGCCGGUGUCGGUUCCGUGCGAGGUGGACGCGCGGCCGCCGGCCACGCUCUUCCGCUGGGCUUUCAACAGCAGCGCCGCCAGCGGAGCUCCCACGGCCGCCAGCGGCGCCGACGCCGGAGCGGGCGGCAGCGCCCCGGUCGCCACGGCGCCCGCCGCCGUCACUACGCAGCCGGGCCGCAGCGUCGCGACGCACACGCCCCUCAGCGACGCCGACUACGGGACGCUGCUUUGCUGGGGCCGCAACGAAGUGGGCGUCCAGCAGCAGCCCUGCGUCUUCCAGGUCGUACCUGCAGGUCCCCCGGACCCGCCGCGCGACUGCCGGGUGUCGUCGCGGUCUGCGACGUCGCUGCAGGUGUCGUGCAUGCGGGGCUCUGACGGCGGGCUGCCGCCGCAGCAGUUCACGCUGGAGCUGCUGGCGGCCCGCGGCGGCCGGCUGGUGGCCAACGUGACGAGCCGCGCCUCCCCGGAGUUCACGCUGGCCGGGCUGGAGCCCGCCACCUCCUACCGGCUGCGCGUCUUCUCCAGCAACGGCAAGGGCCGCAGCGACUCGGCCGCCGAGCUGCAGGUGACCACGCCCAGCGCCUCCACCGGCGGCGGCGGCGGAGGACUCAGCAGGCCGCGACUCGACCAAGAAGAGGAGCCUCCGGUGCCAGUGGAGGCGCUGCUGCUGGCAGGGGUGCUGGUGGCACUGCUGCUGGUCGGCAUCCCAGCACUCCUGCUGGCGCUGCGCAUGCGCAGAGCGCGCUUGCGAGCUGCCGCCAGCCAGAAGGAGCCGCCCCCGCAGACGCCAGCCACCGUCACCACAGAGGACAACCCCGACGUCAUCCCCAAUGAAGGAGACGUGAGCGCAGGGUACCUGGGCCUGCUGAAGCACCCCCUGCCCGCGGACACGAGGCAGCUGGUCAGCGACUCACCCACCCCGACGCCGACGCCGCCCUCCGUCGUCUACCCUAAGACGGUCGCUGCAGCCACUCAUGCCUCCGGGCCAGUGGUGCUGGAGGCGGCGUGCUGGCCGGUGGCCGUCCCCCACCCGCAGCCGCUGCUGGAAGCGCGACCCCCGCCUCCGGCGCUGCCGCUGCCGCUGCUCAAGACCUCCGCCGCCGGCUGCAGGAGCCGCCACGACGCGGGCACGCAGACGCCGCACCUGGCGCGCCACAAGGAGAGUGCAGUCUAGCCGAGCGUCCACACCUCUCGCGCCCGAGCUGUCUGCAGCCGCGUUUCUGCGGUUUUACGCAGGAACCAAAAUAAAUGCCGAUGACUCCACUAUCGUCGCAGAAAGUGGGGCAAGCGUGCUUAGCAGUAUAUUCUCGACUGCACAGUCAACAAACGAACAUGGCGAAAACAACAGCGAUUGCAGAUAGAAGAGGAAAGGCAGUGGCAAAAGGCGGAUAUAGCGGGACUCCUUCGGCACACGCGCCCCAAUAGAAUUCCUGAAUCAUCACUUAAUACGAGUGGAUCACAUUGUUUGUAAAGAAAAAAAUUAACUACGAUAUUUCCUACGGAUAUUUUAAUGGUCGCCAAAUUACAAGCUGCAUUAACAAGUGUCACGAUAUCAAAUUUGGUAAGGUAAUUCAUCGCAGUAACUAUUUGGAAUUCAUACAGACUUGAACAAUGUUAAAUGGAACAUUCUAUUCGUAAAAUGUGAAUUAAUUUGUUAUAAACGUGAUUAUAAAUCAUAAUCAAAUUCAACUAAGUGAACUGAAGAUAUCGGCUGUGAUACCUAUUUUUCUACUGUGUCGUGAAGUAACAAAUCUUUAUUGUGUGUUGAAGAAAUACAUUUUAAAAAUGUUAAAAUUUAAUGAAGAAUCUCAUAUAGACUCAAAUAUGUGUCAAUAUACACUUUCGUGUCGUGCUGAAGAUAUCAGGUCUAUGUUUCAUCAGUAAUUUAUAAGAACUUGCUCUUCGUUGUAACCUGGAGGAGAAAGAAAUGUGCAAAUAAAGUUUAUUACUGUUUUAGAAAAAAAAA